AUGACAGCGGACAUCAUUACCCCAAGAGACAACAUGAUCAUCCUCCAGACUGAAAGACUCAAACCAAAACCCUACCAAGUGAAGGUGGUCCAACAUGAUGAAAUCAUAAAACUCAUUGGAUCCUACUUCUCAAGUAUCAGACCUGGCAAAAAAGCAGGAGACCCAACUGUACAUCAUUUGCAGGCUCUUCAAUUUAGCCCUGAUGACAAGGUCCAGUACAAGCUAUCCUUCUCUGAGAACUCUGAGUGGGAUGCACUGCCAUAG
This is a messenger RNA of Xyrichtys novacula (pearly razorfish), 264 nucleotides long. The record is from the annotation of a GenBank genome assembly. Lineage: Eukaryota; Metazoa; Chordata; Actinopteri; Labriformes; Labridae.